AUGAUGUUGAAGCAGAUGAUAUGGAGACUCCAAAAAAACGUUGUGGAAGGGUUAAAAACACCGACAAUUGGGAUGUAUUUUGAGACAAUUGAAGAAGCACGGACCUACUAUGAAUGUUAUGGUCAAGAAAAUGGGUUUUGGAUUCGUACUCGGGCUUCAAGCAAAGGACGAAACCAAUCGAAUGAAGUCACUAAGGUGCUAUUUGUUUGCGUAAAAGAAGGAAAGUAUCUUGCGAAAAAGCAGCAAGAGAGUGUUGUGGAGGAGAAUGAUAAGACGGACGAAGAGAAGAAAGUGAUACCAAAGAAAAGAGUUAGACUUUGUUCAACAGUUAAAUGUGAAUGCAAGGCUCAUUUGCGGAUUAUGCAUGACAAAUGGAAUUGCAAAUGGAAACAUUAUUUUGGAGAUGUGGUCACAUUUGACACAACAUAUCGGACAAAUAAGUAUGAUAUGCCUUUCGCACCAUUUACGGGAGUAAACCAUCACAUGCACUCGAUACAGUAUGGAUGUGCACUUUUACAAGACGAGACAGAGGUGACGUUUGAAUGGUUGUUUCGAGCAUGGCUUGACGCUAUGGGAGGACGUCCUCCAACUUCUAUCAUCACUGACCAAGACUUGGGAAUGAAAGGAGCUAUUGCCAAAGUCUUUCCCAACACCCGUCAUCGUCUAUGUCUUUGGCACAUCAAGAAGAAAUUUGUUGAAAAGUUGUCACAAGUGUACUACAAGAGAUCGAAAUUCAAAAAGGAUAUGAAAAAAUGUAUUAAGGAGACAUACAAGAAAGAGGAUUUUGAAGAGAGAUGGAGGUUAUUGAUGAAGGAAAAUGGGUUAGAAAACAACGAAUGGCUUCAAGGGUUGUUUGAUAUUCGCGAAUCAUGGGUACCCGUUUAUAAUCGUGGUACAUUCUUCGCCGGUAUGAAUACUACCGGACGUAGUGAGAGCAUCAACUCAUUUUUUGAUGGUUUUGUAACUCACACUUCAAAUCUCAAAGAAUUUGUGGUGAAGUAUGAGAAAGCCUUGAAGAGGAUUGUGAAAAGGGAAAAUGAUGAAGAUUUUGAGUCCGAACACAAGUUUCGGAUUGUUAAUGACCAUGAACUUUUGUUGAAGCAUGCGGCAAAAGUGUAUACUAGAAACGCCUUCAACAAGUUCAAGGAUGAAUGGAGUAAAGUCUUUCACUACAAAGUUGAAAAUGAAAGAAAUGCCAAUGGUUUUCAAUCUUUCGUAGUGAAGUCAAAAGGUGAUGAACUUGAAAAGUUUGAGGUGACAUUGGAUUCGCAAACCUAUGAGUGUAAGUGUGAAUGCCAACAAUUUGAGUUUGUUGGGAUAUUGUGUGCGCACAUUUUGAAAGUGUUUGUCCGACUAGACAUUGAUGAAAUACCGAAACACUUUAUUCUUCCACGAUGGAGGCAAAGGGCCAACAAAUUUAGGAUAAUUGAUUUCCAAGGAUUGGUGCAUGACGACAGCAAAGAAGAAUCUGAGGCGUUAAGACUUAGCCAUAUGUGUCAAGAAGCUACAAAAUUGGCUUGUUUGGCCGCCCCAUCAAAUGAGGCAUACACAAUUUUUAUUAAAGGUAUGAAUAAUUUAUUCGAGAAGAUCCAAGAAGUUUCUAAGGUGUCUCCAAUUGAAAUUUGUGCUGAAAAAGAUAACGAGAAAUUUACCGAGCCGUCGCCGUCUCAGAUAUUGCUUUUGGAUCCGAAUAUCUCAAUUUGCAAGGGUAGGAAAAAGGAUGUCAAGGGCAAAGCCGCUUCUACACAGUCCGAAAGAUUGAAAAGCGGUAUUGAGAUGUCAUUAAAUAAGAAGAAAAGAAAGUGUCACAUGUGCUUUCAAUUUAGACAUGAUAAGAGAACUUGUCCUUCAAAUCCAAUGAGACUAACAAAGGCUUUGAAGAGGACGCGGAAGGCUCAGAUAGUGACCAAAAAGGUGGAUCAGAUUGCUCCGAAUGAUCUUGGAAUAUUUUGGCUUGUUGGCUUUAUUUUGAAGUUGAGGAAGUUAAAACUGAAAUUGCAGAUUACACUUGUUUAG
This is a messenger RNA of Rhododendron vialii, 2016 nucleotides long. RefSeq names its product protein FAR1-RELATED SEQUENCE 5-like. Gene Ontology annotation, molecular function: zinc ion binding; DNA binding; transposase activity. The transcript has 4 exons. The record is from RefSeq and is a predicted model, not a curated record. Gene Ontology annotation, biological process: DNA transposition; regulation of DNA-templated transcription. Lineage: Eukaryota; Viridiplantae; Streptophyta; Magnoliopsida; Ericales; Ericaceae. The coding region runs from base 1 to 2016 and encodes 671 amino acids.